Messenger RNA from Priceomyces carsonii, 2331 nucleotides. RefSeq names its product protein kinase. The transcript has a single exon. The record is from RefSeq and is a predicted model, not a curated record. NCBI's taxonomy places the organism in Eukaryota, Fungi, Ascomycota, Pichiomycetes, Serinales, Debaryomycetaceae. Gene Ontology annotation, biological process: intracellular signal transduction; protein phosphorylation. The coding region runs from base 1 to 2331 and encodes 776 amino acids. Gene Ontology annotation, molecular function: ATP binding; protein serine/threonine kinase activity. Gene Ontology annotation, cellular component: cytoplasm.
AUGGAUAUACCUUUGAAGUCACAGAGAGAGAUUUCUCUGACGGGUCUGGCUGGUAAAACAGCAGAAUCCUUUUCUAAUAGUAUGGAACGGCACAAUGUGCCAAGAGUGUCUAGCACCAUUGAUUUGGGCAACUACGAAAGCCAUUCUAAUCCCUGCAAGUUGACUAGGGUUUAUUCUGAAUCUGAGAAAAGCAAUUUCGACGCAGAGACUGGGCACCGAUUAUACGAUGACGGUAAAAUAAGACCCCAAUUAUCAAGGAGUAAUUCGCAUCUUGAUGGGGACGAUUCUAGUGCGAUGUAUGACAUACGCUCGCAGUCUCAUAAAGAAUUACCCAAUUUCAAUGCUAUUGGUUUAGAAGACGAAUACAUUCCUGACUUGAAUUUCAAGCAUUUGAUAUAUAAAUGGAACAAACCUUCGGAUCAAAAUUUACUGAAAUAUUAUGAUCGAAAUGACCAUAUUCCAAGUACAUCCACUAGUGGAACGAACACACCUGUGAUGAAUUCAUCAUAUCUAGAUUUGAAUACUUUGCACUCUAAAGUGGCACCACAGCCUAUCAAUCCUAAAGGCUACUCUCCUCCUAAGUAUACGUAUUCGAAGCUCAACGAUGUGAUGAAAAUGAGGAGCCGUUAUGGGGGAGAAAGCUUAAGCAGGCAAUUGAGUACUGACUAUGAGAAGAAAAAUAAAAAAAUUAAAUCGGCUGUAAAUCCUGAAACAGGGACCGUUGAUUAUGAAGCCAUUCUAGACAGUUUGCCAUCAAACUUUAAUGAUCUACCAUACUCGCAGCGAAAGAAACUUGUUACCUCUUUUGCUGACUCUGCAGACUAUUCAGAAUUUUCCCUUUUCGCAAAGCAGUAUUUCAGUGACAAAGCUAGCUCUAGCUCCAGUAAGACGCCGAAAAGUGGGAAUGGUAGUUUUAGACGUCCAAGAAGGGACAGUAGUAAUACAGUCGCUGGGCGUCUACUCGCAAUUUCAUCAUCUACUGAUUUACAUAAAUCUGGAAGUGAGACUCCAAAGAUCAAUGUUGACGAGAAGGGUGCUUAUGUUAUGGAUCAUGAGCUUGGCAAAGUAAUUGGGUUUGGUGCUUGGGGCACUAUAAGAGAAUGCACGUCCUCCGAUGGCAGUAUAAGAGCUAUUAAAAUAGUAAAAUCAUACAAAGAGAAUGACUCAUACACUUCGAAAGAUUCUCAAGCGGUGAGCAGAAACCCGAAGGUUUUGGAAGUUUUCAAACAAGAAAUAAGUAUUUGGAAGCUGCUUCACCAUUCUAAUAUUUUGCCAUUGAUUCAAUACUUGGAAACUGAGAGAGCCAUCUUCUGUAUUACAAAUAAAAUUCAUGGAGGCACUUUGUUUGAAAUAGUAUCUCAAUGGGGGUACUAUAUUGGUAGUACUCUUGGAGAUGAAUCAAGUUUUCAAUUCCAGAUUGGAAUUCAGAGAUCUCGAUUAAUGCAGUCGGUCUCUUAUUUGAAGCAAAUAAUAUCCGCUUUGUUGUAUUUGCAUCAAGAGAAGGGUAUCGUGCACGGAGAUUUAAAGUUGGAGAAUGUGUUGGUUGAUGAUAGCAAUAAGGAACACUAUAAAAUGGUAUUAUGUGAUUUCGGAAUGUCGAGAAUUUACACUUCAAGAUUAAGUAGAAAAUCAUCUAGGUUAGGGGAAGAAAUUGAUAACAUAAGGAGCAGGUCAUCAGCUGCUGAUAUGAGAAAACCGUAUUAUGGCAAUACCGCAUCCACUAGACAUCUCUUUUCUGACGAUUCGAAGAUUGGCAUUUCAAAUUAUUUGAAGCCUCAUGGCCCUUCAUUACAAUCAGUAGAUUUGACGCCAUCUCAGUCCAACAUAUCAUUGCAUCGUUUCAACGAUACCCUGAUUGAUACCUCAUAUCUCGGAAUCGAUUCAGAAUUACCUCAUUCUCAUAUAGGUUCGCUUCCCUAUGCCUCUCCCGAAUUGCUACUUCCAUCUCCACCCCCUUUGGGCCCUUCUGCUGAUAUAUGGGCGCUUGGAAUACUCAUGUACACGAUGAUCGUUGGAAAGUUGCCGUUCCAACACCAAUAUGAGCCGCGUUUGAGAGCAAUGAUUUCGGCCGGCAGAUAUGAUAAAGAAGAUUUGAAAAAGGCAACACUUAUACAAUGUGUGUAUGGUGAUGUGAAUAAAGAACUGACACAACUUGCGGAUUCGUUUUCGCUGAGCGAAAACAUCACCAAGUUGAAAAAUGAAUGGCUUUCGUGUAAUUCAAAUGAAUAUAAAUGGGUUUAUGAUGUAAUUGUGGGUUGCUUAGAGACUGACAUCACGAAAAGGUUGGAUAUUGAAUCCAUAAAUAAUACAUUUUCCCUUAAGGACAUUUAA